AUGGCGACGGACGGUCUCUGCCGCUUAGCGGACUUAGCAUUGCAGGCUGAGCAGGCUUCGCCUGCUGUGGUGGGGACGGGGAGUCAGUUGCCUACUUUUGGUUCAGCGGUGUUCUGGAAAGAUUAUCUGUUUUUUCUCACGCUCUUCGUGGGUCUGAACGAGGCAGUGCGGCUAAAUGCAAAAUUGAAAAUCAAGCCUUGGCCAUUUCUUGCACGCCUUGCACUUUCCUGCUCAGGGAGCGUGUCUUUUUCCAGGCAUAAGACCGUGGAGGAUGCAGAACCUGGAAAGAUCUUGCGCAGCCCGAAUGAGAGCCUAGUAACCGGCAGCACCGGGGGCACUUGCCCCAUCCGGGCGGCCAAAACAAUCCCAGCGCUGCUCAAAGAGCAAGCAGCGCGGAUUCCAGAUGCCACAUUUCUUGAAAUCUGGGCGCCUGGGAGAGGGACCCUCCGAAGCCUAAGUUUUCGCCAAUUUGCCACUGCUGUCGAGAAGGCAGCUGGAUGGUUGAAGGCACAGGGCCUGAUGGAUCAGGAGCAUAUUGGGAUCCUCUCGCAAGACACAUUGGACUACAAGGUCCUACUACUUGGAUGUAUGCAGCUUGGAGCUGUACCUGUUCUGCUGAGCUGGAGGCAGCCCCUGGCCAUUCAAGAAGCCAUGUUGUCUGCGACUAAGUGCACCAAGCUCUUGGCCUCUUGCUAUUACGAGGCAGCAGCCAAACAGCUAGUCAAGCAGCUCGAUGUCCAGCUUCUCCUGAUGGAAGGCAUGAAUUGCGAGGAGAGUGAGGAGAGUGAGGAGCCCAACGAGGGGACCGACGGAUACGACAACCCUGUGGCAGUGAUCCUUUUCACGUCAGGUAGCACGUCAACGCCUAAGGCCGUCCCUCACCGCCACAGCAGCCUGCUGUGGAACUGCCGGAACAUCUCACGUGAGAAGUCCGAGGCUGUGCUGUUUCCAAACGCUGGGACUGUUUGUUUCCUGCCAAACUUCCAUGCCAUCGGCUUGACCGUGAACUUCAUUUUCAACCUCUACGCAGGGAUUCGCUGUGCAGUUCUGGAAGCACCGGAAUCGAGUCCGGUGACCGUGGACUUGCUACUGGGAGCUUGUAAAGAUCUUCGGCCCACAGUCCUGAGCACGGUCCCGUGGGUGAUUGAGGCGAUCUGUAAAGAGCUAGAAAGAGGUGAAAAAGCAGCUUCUUAUGCGGCUAUUUGUGGGCGUCUGCAUCACAUUGCCUUUGCAGGUGCGCAGUUACCCACAGGCUGCUUCGAGGUUUGCAGAAUGCAUGGGAUCAAACUACAGGUGGAUUAUGGGCAAACAGAGUUGGGAGGGCCUCUUCUCUUUGGCCGCUUAGGCGCCAGGACAGACUUGCUGCAGCCAGUGGCUGGUGCGACCUACUCCUUCCGCUCUUUGCUCAACUCGUCGGAGGAGCCACGCCGUGGUGAGCUGGUGCUCCACGGCGCGCAAUCGGCGGCACAGGCGUACCUAAGAGGCAGCCAGGGCCGCCCACUCACGGGUCCAGGGCAGCUGACAGCGGAGGAGUACUGGACAGGGGACAUCUUUGAAGAAGUUGAGUGGGAUGGCUCCACAUGGCUUCGUCAUUUCUCUCGCAGCGAUGACCUGCUUGUCCACACGAGUGGAGAGAUGACGAACCCUCUCCCCAUGGAGAAGGCACUGGGUCGCCUCGGGCUUCGAGCCUGCGUGGUGGGCGACCGUUUUCCAAGGCCGCUUCUGGUCAUUGAAGCAGAGCGAACCAAGGAGAAGAGCGCCUUUGAGCUUUGGGCCGCCAUCAAGGAGUGCAACGCCUUGCAGCCCGAAUGGUCCCGAUUCUUGCCGCAGCACGUGGUGUUGAGCCAGGACAUGCCCAUGAGCGUCAAAGGCGAGAUCCAGCGGCAGUCGUUGCAGAAAUGCAUGGAGCCCACGCUCUCCUGGCUGAUGUUGGGCGGGCCUUCCCCAGAUGCGGAUGCAGCAGCAGCAGCAACCUGGUUCAUAGAGAACCUGGAGACUAAGGAGCCUUCCUUUGAUUCACUUGCGAUGGCAAGGGAUCAGAAACCUCCAGCAGAACUUGGGCACUUCUAUUUUGUCAUGAUCUUUGGUGUGUUCCUGGGUCACCAUUCCUUCCUUAUCCGGAGAAUUCUGGAUGACAAAGCUGCCGGGAAGUAUCACGCUCUGAACAAUUUGUGGGGCACCAUGUCCAUGCAAGGAUUUGCGAUGUAUGCUGGGUAUCUGGACGAGCGAGAAUCUCCAACAUUUCAGUCGCUUGGGCAGCUGCUUAUCCCAUGGGUUUUUGGACGUCUCAUCAAAUUAGCGAAACCCGGAGUCGAUAGCAGCUGUGAUUAUCCUUGGUUCUUCAUGUUCAUGUUAUGGGCACGGCUUCUGCACAUUGUCACACGUUGUCUGCCUACAUCGCGCCGGGCUGCAGUAUGGGCAGUACGGCUUGUGCUUGCAUCUGCCUUACACUUUGGAACAGGCUUCACUGCUGCCAAGAAUUUUAUAGAUGUUGAAGCAGGUGAUCCGCAGCCGUUGGCAGUGGCCUUUGUGCCUUAUACUCGCCAAGCCGGCUCGCACCUGUUCCUGUGGUACUUCGGCUUUGGGGCGCUGCUUGGGUGGAUCAAACCCUUCUUAGUGAAGACGGCCAGGUCUAAGUGCUGUGCAGCAUUGCUGCUGACCGCUGUGAUGAAAUACUUCCACAGCAUAAACUACGAGUACGAGCGAGAUCCUUCAUCUGGCACGGGCUACACUGGAGUCACUGGAGCAGAUUUGUUCGUGGACAUCGCGCAUUGUUUUUUGUCCUUCCUGGCCCUUCUUUGUGUUCUCAUCCUUGUCCCACGCAAGAGGACGGCCUUUAGUGAUGCAGGCGGCAACUCAGCGAGCGCUUACCUACAAGGCCAGAGAUCUUUCGCCACAAUGUUCUUUGCCAACACAUACCUUCUUGUAGAUCAGUUGGCUAUGUUGGCUGUCUGGACUGGAGCACAGUCAGAGACAAGGUUUCUUUGUGCUGUGAUGGCAACAUGCUUUAUAUGUCUCUUCAUAAGUUUGGGGAUGGAGCCGUGCCUGCCCUUCUGGCUGCACGGUAUCCCUGCAACUGUCAUCUACGUGACAGUGCUCUUUGGACAAGCAUACCUCUGCAGCAUCCUCUCUGAGUUGCUAGGCUUGCGUACUUGA
Molecule: messenger RNA, 3156 nt
Organism: Symbiodinium pilosum
Lineage: Eukaryota; Dinophyceae; Suessiales; Symbiodiniaceae
Source: the annotation of a GenBank genome assembly